UUUUGGUGAGGAAGUGGGUGCCCCGUGGUGAGGAUUUUGUUGGGGAUCCCAUUUUUCAAGUUUAGUUCCACUCUACAUAUAUAUAUAUAUUUAGACUGUUUUUCUGCUAUCGAUCUUCAUCAGUUAAUUUCAAUAAUUUCUACAUCGAAGCCAUCAACCUGUCUGUUAGACCCGAUCCCAACUAGGCUGCUUAAAGAAGUUGUUCCCUUAAUUGGCACUUCUUUACUGGAUAUGAUUAAUCUUUCUUUAUUAUCAGGAUAUGUACCACAGUCCUUUAAAGUAGCUGUAAUUAAACCCCUUCUUAAAAAGCCCACUCUUGACCCAGGGGUCUUAGUCAACUAUAGACCGAUUUCUAACCUCCCCUUCCUCUCUAAGAUUCUGGAGAAAGUAGUCGCCAAAGAGUUGUGUGACUUUCUACAUAACAAUAGUUUAUUUGAGGAUUUUUAAGUCAGGAUUUAGAGUUCAUCAUAGCACAGAGACAGCUCUGGUUAAAGUUAAUAAUGACCUUCUGACUGCUUCAGACAAUGGACUUGUCUCUGUACUUGUAUUAUUAGAUCUUAGUGCUGCAUUUGACACCAUUGACCAUAAUAUUCUUUUACAGAGACUUGAGCAUCAAAUUGGCAUUAAAGGAACCGCACUAAGCUGGUUUAGGUCAUAUUUAUCAGAUCGCUCGCAGUUUGUACAUGUUAACGAUGAAUCUUCAUUAAAUACUUCAGUUAGUCAUGGAGUUCCACAAGGUUCUGUACUUGGACCAAUACUGUUUACUUUAUCCGGAUGGCUAGUGUGACGUAAAGAAUCGUUAGGAAUCACUUCCGUGUCCAUUAGCAUUUUUAGGUCACGUAAACAACAAUGGCAACAGCACAGGAACCGGUCACCUUUUAUACAGUGACAGCCUACUUUACUGACAUCCCAAAGUCUGUUCAAAAGGGUCUUAACUCCUAUAAUUCAAAUAGGGUAAUAACAGUUAGUUCAAUGUCAGGUGGAAGUCUAAAUGAGAAAGUAAGGGUGUUGGCUAGCUAGCUAAUGUAAACACGGGGCGUUGCUGACUGUCUUUUAGCUGUCUUAGGGUUUGGCGAGGGUUAGCUAGCUUAGUUGUUUUCACUCAGAUACACGUUGAGGGACAGGAGGUGAAGGCAAGUACCUGCUCUUGUGCUAUCAGGAGGGCCAAGUGUCACCAUGUAGCAGCCCUGCUGAUUUGGGUUGAAAAGAACCUAACCCGCAUGGAUGUGGAGUGUGUGUGGAAGAGGGCCCCGGCACCCAAAACAGAUGAGGUCACAGCGAAGAGGGUGUCUGUGAUUGCACCUUCCACAUCUCAAGCUGGAAUUAAACAACCUGUCACCCAGGAGGACAGAGAAUGGACACUGAACUCCUUGGCACAGCUGGGCCGUUUUUACAGGUCUGGGUUGGAUUUUGGCAACAGAAAUACCUCAGACCGUCCCUAUCAAGACCUUUUUGAUGGGGUAGUGACCAGCCCAGGUUAUGGCAAUGCAGAGGACAAAGCUCUGUAUGUGCGUUCAUUGCUUGCGGUCAGCCCACACGAGAAAGAACCCAUUGAGAGAGCCACAGUUGGGCAAACUAAGAAUGCCUUAUGGACGGCAUAUCGCCAGAAAAGAAUCACAGCCAACAACUUCGGUUUGGUGUUUGCAGCAGUGAAGCGGAACUCUUACCCUCCCUUAUUCAAAACCCUGCUUGGCCAAUACAACCUUAAACAAGGAUCUCAUGCUUGUGAUUGGGGAGUCCUCCAUGAGCCAAAGGCAAAGCAGGCAUACAUGGAGCGCACUGGUGUGACCAUCCAGGAGAGGGGAGUGUUCCUUUCUGACAGCGGCCUGCUCGGUGGCUCUCCAGAUGGGAUGGUGGCCGAUGACUUCAUCAUUGAGGUGAAAUGUCCCUAUUCAGCCAGAACCAAGACCAACCUGCAGGCAGUGGAGAAAAAUGACUUUUCUAGAACUGGAUGAAGUCACUGGCUUACUGAAGCUCAAGCAAACCCACAACCACUGGCAUCAGAUUCAGGGCAAUCUGCACCUGACAGGAGCCAACAGUUGUCAUCUUGUGGUGUGGACUUCUCUUGACCUUGUAAUCCUGCUCAUCCAUAAAGACCCAGCAUGGGCUAACAACAUUAACAUUCUAGAAACAUUUUAUAAGGAUUGUUUCCUACCUCGCAUUCUGUCAGAAAUGUAAAAUGGUUAGUGUAUUGACCCUGCAUUCAUGACCUGUUCUAGUACAGGAUUUCAUUCAACAAUAAACUGACUGGGAGUGGGAGCAACUGUG
Dicentrarchus labrax (European seabass) is the source of this 2268-nucleotide messenger RNA. RefSeq lists its product as uncharacterized. The transcript has 6 exons. Bases 1221 to 1955 code for a protein of 244 amino acids. The record is from RefSeq and is a predicted model, not a curated record. NCBI's taxonomy places the organism in Eukaryota, Metazoa, Chordata, Actinopteri, Moronidae.